This is a messenger RNA of Penicillium paradoxum, 1188 nucleotides long. Its product is annotated as Interphotoreceptor retinol-binding. The transcript has 2 exons. Bases 1 to 1188 code for a protein of 395 amino acids. Lineage: Eukaryota; Fungi; Ascomycota; Eurotiomycetes; Eurotiales; Aspergillaceae. The record is from RefSeq and is a predicted model, not a curated record.
AUGGUCGAGGUACCCAUUCCUUCUUUCAGUUAUUCCUUCCGUGCCUGCGUUAACAACAGUGAAGAAUCUUUUCAUGGAAACGGCCUGCUAUUCAACGCAACAAAAGUUUAUGAGUGCCUGAUCAACGUACCCUUUCACCCGGCUGUCGGUACUCGACUGAUCAAGUACAUCAACGAUACCAUCCAAUUCCAGAGUACACUUGCUUACCUCGCACAUCCACCCCCGACCUACCAGCAGCCGGCAGUCGACCUAUUAGCUGGCUUGACAGAACUCCAGCAUUGGAUUGACCAAGGGCUCUUUGCAAACGAGUACGAGUUUGAGCUCGCACUAAAUAGGCUGAUAUCCUCGGCGCAUGAUGGUCAUCUCAAUCUGCAUGGCGGUAUGCUGGAGAACUUCAUAUUCGCCGCGCCGGUCGACAUCGUAUCGGUGUCGUUGGAUGGGUUGGAAUUACCAAAGGUUUAUGUUGCACAUGAUUUGUUUCUUAACCAGAGCCAUCCCAAUCUUUGUACAGGCCCUAACAAGAACGAACCUGCUGGUUGCUGGGAACCAUCGCCUAUUAUCAGUAUCAACGGCCAAGAUGUUGUUGACUAUCUCACCGAUUUUGCCGCUUCAAACUCUUUUGGCAAUCUGGAGCCUCAUUCGGAUUGGAAUAUGCUCAUGAGAAGUGCCGCAUUGGACAAUCAAGGAUAUCUAGAAGGAUUCGCCGCGGCCAAUGUUUACGCUGGCGACAAGAUGGACAUACAGUUUGAAAAUCAUACUGUGACUCCUCCGCUCCCAUGGAUAUCCCUCUAUUACACACAGCUUGAGACGGGACCACUCGAAACUGGCGGCGACUUCUACAAUUUCUUUGUACUAGGCCGGUACCCGGCUUCCUUUGACUCUCAUAUCACGAACGAUACUACAGAUGACACAACAGCAAUCGACUCCCCCCGGGCCGCAUUGGUUCUAUAUCUGAGUCAACACCAGCCCCCUCAGAAGUGCGUGAUGCGCUAUCUCUCGGGGACACCGCACCUUACCCCCCCUGGUCGAUGUCAAAAUGGGGACUGGCUUGGAAUUCAAUGGAAUGUCCUUGCGCGGAUAUUUCCUUUAUCAAUCAUCAUUAGCGGUCUUGGUCAUACCCUCCUUUUUGUACUACGGAAGCCGUGCGGAGACAUUCAGCGAUACAGUCAAAUCAUUCAUACGACUUAG